Molecule: messenger RNA, 593 nt
Organism: Aspergillus aculeatinus CBS 121060
Lineage: Eukaryota; Fungi; Ascomycota; Eurotiomycetes; Eurotiales; Aspergillaceae
Exons: 1
Coding region: 283-498 (71 amino acids)
Source: RefSeq, a predicted model, not a curated record
GCUCGGUUGGCAAUGCAGACAAGCGACGUCAUGCAUGUCUGUCGUGACGGCAAGAAUGCAAAUUCAGUAUGGUUCGGUACUUUCUGCACUUUCUGCAUUUUCAGCAAGCGAGUGAUCCCUCCAAGUGGAACGAGACCAGAAAAGAGAUCCCCUCCCGCGGCCGAGAAUUCUGGUGAUAGUGCGGUGGACCUGCAAUGUCACGGGCCCAAUCGCAAUCGAACCAGAGCCUGGCCAGAUGGCUGCUUCGAGUCGAGGAACUGACCCAGGACUGAGAUGGCAAUCAUGGCAUACACAGUCUGGCUCUCGUGUGAGGUUAUUGCUAAUCGCCCCCCUCCCAUGACCGAUAGAGCCUGGUUUGUCCUCACUAUCGUCGUGGUCUCGUCAUCUGCACGUCAAACUCAAGUUGCAACUACCACAAGUUGCAACUACCACCUGCCCACUGGAUUCCCCCAUCGUAACUUUAAGCCCAAUCCCUUCCUGCUGGUAGUUGUCCCUUGACGAGGACCCUCUGGUACCUGGGAAGUGUCAGAGAGAAGGAGAGGAGAGAAUCGAUGGCUCACACCGGUUCGUUCAUAACAAGCGGUCGAGUGCCG